Molecule: messenger RNA, 1143 nt
Organism: Aspergillus aculeatinus CBS 121060
Lineage: Eukaryota; Fungi; Ascomycota; Eurotiomycetes; Eurotiales; Aspergillaceae
Product: tRNA(Thr) (cytosine(32)-N(3))-methyltransferase
Exons: 1
Coding region: 1-1143 (380 amino acids)
Molecular function (GO): tRNA (cytidine-N3)-methyltransferase activity
Source: RefSeq, a predicted model, not a curated record
AUGUCUCCCGUUCCGAUCCCCCCGCCGUCCGACGACAUCGCGACUCUUCUGCAGUCCGUCACGCCCCCGACGAUGCCCCCGCACCGGUCGCACGACCCCUCCAACAACAUGAAGCGCAGUGACCCCUUCCAGUUCGGCUCUCGGUACCUGGAGCAAGGAGAUGAUGUUUUCGAGUUCAACGCAUGGGAUCACGUGGAGCCCGAUGACGAGUUCAAGGCAUUCGCUGAGGAACAGUAUGCCAAGCAGCGCGACGCUCCAGUAUCGGAGUUCGACCGCAACCGCUUCAACGCCGACCCGGCCAAGUGGUGGAACCUCUUCUACAAGAACAACACGUCCAACUUCUUCAAGAACCGUAAAUGGCUGCGCCAGGAAUUCCCGGUUCUCGACGAAGUGACUCGGGCGAAUGCGGGCAAGCAGGUCGUGUUGGAGGUCGGUGCAGGCGCCGGAAACACCGCUUUCCCGCUGUUGGAAAACAAUGAAAAUGAGGAGUUGAUGGUCCAUGCUUGUGACUUCUCCAAGACCGCCGUCCAGGUCAUUCGUGACAGUCCUAAAUACGACACCAAGCACAUCACAGCGGACGUGUGGGAUGUGAGUGCUACUGGGGACGAUUCGCUGCCUCCGAAUGUGGCAGAAGGAUCGGUUGAUGUCGUUGUGCUCAUCUUCAUCUUCUCUGCCUUGGCUCCCAAUCAGUGGGAACAGGCUAUCCGUAACAUCUACCGCGUCCUGAAACCAGGUGGAAAGAUUCUUUUCCGUGAUUACGGACGAGGUGAUCUCGCUCAGGUCCGAUUCAAGAAGGGCCGGUACAUGGGCGAGAACUUCUACAUUCGGGGCGAUGGUACGCGCGUGUAUUUCUUUGACAGGGACGAGCUCGAGAAAAUGUGGGGUCAGUGGACACCGGAGAAGGGACUGCCCAAGGGACUUGUGGCUGAGGCAGAGAGCACCGCCACUGACGAAGCCGCUGCUACUGAAGAGACAACCGCUAGCGAACAGCAAGGCGUCUUCGAAGUGAUGAAGUUGGCUGUCGACAACCGACUGAUCGUCAAUCGUCAGCGCAAGAUCAAGAUGUAUCGUUCCUGGAUUCAGGGGCACUUUGUCAAGACAGUCAAAGCUACUGCUGCUGCCAGUGAGAAGAACGAGUUUUGA